AUGGCCCCGACUUCGAAGAUUGCGCUUGACCCCCUCGACCACAUAGCUGCGUGGAAUAUUCCACAGAGCGUGAUCUACUUGAGUUUGAAGCAGGAUGUCACGGUGCAGGAUGCCUUUGGACGUCUCCAAGAAGGCCUGCGUCGCACCUUUGCUCAAAUACCUUGGCUCAAUGGUCGCGUACACUGGCGGAGCGAUGAUACCGCGGGGUGGCGUCCCGGCCAGUUGGAAAUUCGUUUCGAAUCUCUUUCUUCCAAAGAACCACCACACCAACUGCGAUUCAAUGAGUUAGAAACCGAUCUGAAAUUCUCUGACCUCAGCGAUCAGGGUUUCCCGUUGGAUACAUUCGAAGAGGAAAAAUUGUUAUGGACGACCCCGUUUCAGCCAAAUUUCGAGAAAGGGGCUGAUGUUUUGACGGCCCAGGCCAAUUUUUUGCCUGGGGGCUGUGCUCUGGUUCUCUCUGUCGCGAGCCCGGCCUCGGACGGCACCGCUAUGCUCUCUGUGACUCAGGUUUGGGCUCACCACUGCAACUCUUGGACGACAAACGCGGAGACGGGCAACGGUGUUCAACCCUACGGCGGCUUGGGCUCGGGGUUUGAACGGACAGCAUUGAGAGCGACAUGCAAAGGGGACAAGCGACACGAGAUUUCAAGUCACAUGGCAGCAGGGAUCUAUCGUCUCGUGGGCCUUGACUCCGAAGACGCCUUUCUUGAGAUGACUUCCACCGCUCCCGACGCUCUUCCUGGUGUGCCCAACACGAUGAAGCCCAUGUUGUUUUACCUGCCGCAAGGGUCAUAUACAGCCCUGCGCAAAGACUGCAUUGCUGAACUUGGUCCUACGGACGUUUCUGGAAACGACCUUAUCUGUGCUUUGAUCUGGAGAAGUGUUGUCAGGGCUUGGAUGGCAACUCAGGACGCGCAGCACAACAUCGGCGACCUUCGCACAGCAAUUUCCGAGGUCAGCAUCCCCUUCGAUGCGCGGCCACAGCUCCAGGAUCUGCUACCAACCAGUUAUCUGGGCAAUGUCAACUUUGAAAAUAGACUUGCACUUUCCCUGAGCCAUAUUGUGGCCAAGGAUACGAGCAUACCCCAGCUCGCGAAAACGAUACGGACCCAUGCGGCAACUUUCGCAGGUCACGCCAGCCUGCUGGGUGCGUACCGACUACUCGAUUCGGUCCCAGACUACAAAAAACUACCGCAACUGCGAGCAUCUCGCAUGAAAUCACCCUCAGUGGGCAUCCUGGCUCCAACAACGCUUCCGUUCAAUGAGACCUGCUUUGGAGCCCAGACAUUCGGUGCUGGUGGUCGACCGGAGGCUUUUCGGCCACUCAUGGGAGAUUGCAACAGUGGUUUCCGCACCUGUUUCGUCAUGCCUCGAAAGACUUAUGGCGGAAUCGAGUUUGUCAUGACUUUAUCUGACAAAGAAGUGAAUUUCCUCGACAAGGACGGGGAGUUUACGAAAUAUAGUUUACGCAUGUAA
Molecule: messenger RNA, 1476 nt
Organism: Aspergillus alliaceus
Lineage: Eukaryota; Fungi; Ascomycota; Eurotiomycetes; Eurotiales; Aspergillaceae
Product: transferase family protein
Exons: 1
Coding region: 1-1476 (491 amino acids)
Molecular function (GO): acyltransferase activity, transferring groups other than amino-acyl groups
Source: RefSeq, a predicted model, not a curated record